Messenger RNA from Ceratina calcarata, 396 nucleotides. Its product is annotated as mucin-2-like. The coding region runs from base 1 to 396 and encodes 131 amino acids. The transcript has a single exon. NCBI's taxonomy places the organism in Eukaryota, Metazoa, Arthropoda, Insecta, Hymenoptera, Apidae. The record is from RefSeq and is a predicted model, not a curated record.
AUGUACAUUCUAACAGCUAAAGGAACACCCAUACUCGCAAACAGCGAAACGAGCGAAAUCACAGAAAUCCUAGACGAAGACUUUGAAGAGACAACCACGAGAAUCAACACCAAUCACGACGACAAACCAGGGACACAAGGGACAGAACCACGGCCGGACGAGCAGAAACAGCCGGCAGGGAAGGGAACAACACCCCCGCAAACCACCGAACCCGAACCCGAACCAAGCCCGAAGCCAACUACAAGCGGACCACGGUGUGAAAACAACCGGAACAACACCCCGAAAGAAACCAACACAGGAAACAACCUACCGGACACACAACUCGAAACCCCGGACCGACACCCCGGAACCAGAACGCACCAAAAGCAGAACACAGAUCAGAGUCCACAUCCUUAG